CCCGGGGAGGCGUGGCCUGCGGACGGGCGCUGUGAUUGGCUGGCGCAGCGGGGCCGCGCUGCGUGUUUCCGGAAGACGUGGCCGCUGCUUCCCGGCCGGUUCGGUGCCCGCAGACCCCGGAGACCCCGAGCAGCCGCCGCCAUGAUCUCCCUCACCGACACCCAGAAGAUUGGGAUGGGCCUGACCGGCUUCGGCGUCUUCUUCCUGUUCUUCGGCAUGCUCCUGUUCUUUGACAAGGCUCUGCUGGCCAUAGGAAAUGUCUUAUUUGUGGCAGGUUUGGCGUUCGUCAUCGGACUGGAGCGAACGUUCCGCUUCUUCUUCCAGAAGCACAAAGUAAAAGCCACAGCGUUCUUCUUAGGGGGCGUAUUGGUGGUCCUGAUCGGCUGGCCGCUCAUCGGGAUGGUCCUGGAGAUUUACGGCUUCUUUCUGCUGUUCAGGGGGUUCUUCCCAGUGGUGAUCGGCUUCAUACGAAGAGUCCCCGUCUUAGGAUCUAUCCUCAAUUUACCUGGAAUAAGCUCGCUUGCGGAUAAAGCUGGCGAAAGUAACAACAUGGUAUAAGAAAGGUCACCAAUUGGUCAAUGGGCGCUGCGCUAUUUCUACGAAAGUGCAAACUGAAACGGAAGGUCACAUCCGGAGACAGCCAAUCACACUACAACAGCCUGUUACAUUCACUCGGAGGCUCCAGCGCUUCUGUGCGUGAGACGCAGCGGGCGCUCCUCCUGCGUUCAGGGUCCACAAACGUCGCAGAACUUAACGGACAAGCUGCGAUUAAUAAGACGUUUUCCUCGGAGAUCUGUCUGAGCCCACAUAAUCCGCUGUAACUGUGGUACCUGCUUGGUUACUAUUAUUUUUUUUUGCACUUGUAGAAAAUGGGGAUUUUUUUUUAUUUUAUUUAUAGAAAUGUGGAAUAAAAAACGAGACACUCCUGUGACCGAGGCGACCCUCGCGUGAUGCAUGAAAGCUGCGCAGGAUGGGGUCAUUUUUAAGAACCGAAAAAAUGGAUUUAUAAAAAAAAAAAAAAUGAUGAUGAAAAUCGGGUUAUUACUGUGUGAAUAAAACCAUUUUUUGUAAAUAUGAUUCUAAACAAA
Pseudophryne corroboree (corroboree frog) is the source of this 1088-nucleotide messenger RNA. It is a transcript of the gene GOLT1B, whose product is annotated as golgi transport 1B. The record is from RefSeq and is a predicted model, not a curated record. Gene Ontology annotation, cellular component: membrane; endoplasmic reticulum. The transcript is spliced from 5 exons. NCBI's taxonomy places the organism in Eukaryota, Metazoa, Chordata, Amphibia, Anura, Myobatrachidae. Gene Ontology annotation, biological process: retrograde transport, endosome to Golgi; endoplasmic reticulum to Golgi vesicle-mediated transport. The coding region runs from base 142 to 558 and encodes 138 amino acids.